GCCGCCGCGGUGGCGGUGCUGAUGGUGCUGCUGCUGGUCAUCCUGAUCCCGGUGCUGGUCAACUCGGCCGGGACCUCGGCCCGCUACGAGAUGCUGGGCACCUGCCGGAUGGUGUGUGACCCUUACGGCUCCAAAGCCACCACGGCGGCGGCGGAGACGGUGAGGGACCACAGCCUGAUGCCUUUGCCCACCUUCAUCCAGGGACCCAAGGGGGAUCCCGGGCGCUCGGGGAAGGCCGGGCCCCGGGGACCCCCCGGGGAACCCGGGCCGCCUGGCUCGGUGGGGCCGCCGGGAGGGAAAGGGGAACCGGGGAGACCGGGGUUGCCGGGUUUACCGGGACCUCCCGGGCCCAAUGCGGGGGCGAUCAGCGCCGCCACCUACAGCACGGUGCCCAAGAUCGCCUUCUACGCCGGCCUGAAGAGGCCCCACGAGGGCUACGAGAUGCUCAAGUUCGACGACGUGGUCACCAACCUGGGCAACCACUACGACCCGGGCACGGGCAAGUUCACCUGCUCCAUCCCCGGCAUCUACUUCUUCACUUACCACGUCCUGAUGAGAGGGGGAGACGGCACCAGCAUGUGGGCGGAUCUGUGUAAGAACGGCCAGGUUCGAGCGAGUGCCAUUGCCCAGGACGCUGACCAGAACUAUGACUAUGCCAGUAACAGCGUGGUGCUGCACCUGGAUGCAGGAGAUGAAGUCUACAUUAAACUGGAUGGUGGCAAGGCACACGGCGGCAACAACAACAAGUAUAGCACCUUCUCGGGAUUUAUAGUCUACGCAGACUGAGGGAAGAAGCGAGCAACAGAAAGAAGCAACCAAAUCAAAUCACCUCCUGCGUGAGCGACUGAGGGUGGGCUACCCGCGGCCUGGCCUAAACAAACAAAAAACACAAAUGGCCGGUCGCCAGAUGUGCUCCGUACUUCUGGAUAUAAUCAGCCGUUGUUUUGUUUUUAAAGCUUUUUGAAACAUACUUGCGUACCUCGAAAAGACCAUGCCCAUGUCAAUUGGUUCAGUUUGGGUUAGUGCGCCCAAAACAAU
Molecule: messenger RNA, 1038 nt
Organism: Hemiscyllium ocellatum (epaulette shark)
Lineage: Eukaryota; Metazoa; Chordata; Chondrichthyes; Orectolobiformes; Hemiscylliidae
Product: complement C1q-like protein 3
Exons: 2
Coding region: 22-786 (254 amino acids)
Molecular function (GO): protein binding
Source: RefSeq, a predicted model, not a curated record